CAUGCCGCUGGAUCACCGCCGCCUGCACGGCCCGGAGGACUCGCGGCCGCCGGAGCUUUGGGCGGCGCAGCCCCGCGACGGAGGAGGAGAGGAGGACGAGGAGAGCGGAGCGGCGCCGCGGGAUCCCUGCGCGCUUCGGCCGCUGUUCGCCCGCGCGGGGCUGCUGAGCCAGGCGGAAGGCUCCGCGUACGUGGAGCUGAGCGGCGGCACGAAGGUGCUGUGCGCCGCCUGGGGACCGCGGGAGGCGGCCGAGCCGGGGGGGGCGGUGGGAGCGGGGCGGCUGCUGUGCGAUUUCCGCCGGGCUCCUUUCUGCGCCCGCGGGGCCCGGCCCAGACCCGGGGGGGCGGCGGAGCGGGAGGCGGAGCGGGAAGCGGCGGCGGCGCUGCGGGAGGCGUUGGAGCCGGCGGUGCGGCUGUCCCGGUACCCGCGGGCGAGGCUGGUCGUCAGCGCGUUGCUGCUGCAGGACGGCGGCUCGGCCCUGGCCGCCGCUGUCAGCGCCGCGUCCCUCGCGUUGGCCGACGCGGGGGUGGAGAUGUACGAUUUGGCCGUGGGCUGCGCGCUGUGCCGCCCGCCGCCCGGCGACCGCGACGGUUCCGCGGCGGGGCCGUGGCUGCUGCAGCCCGGGGAGGCCGAGGAGCGCGGUUCCGCCGCCCGCCUGACGGUGGCGCUGUUGCCCGCCCUCAACCAGGUGUCGGCGGUGCUGGGCGGCGGCCGCGGGGGGGAGCCCGAGGGCUGGGCGGCGGCGCUGCGGCUGGGCGUGGAGGGCUGCCAGCGCCUUUACCCCGUGCUGCGGCACUGCCUGCUGCGCGCCGCGCGGCGCCGGGACGGGGCGUGA
Messenger RNA from Centrocercus urophasianus (Greater sage-grouse), 835 nucleotides. It is a transcript of the gene EXOSC6, whose product is annotated as exosome component 6. Gene Ontology annotation, cellular component: cytoplasmic exosome (RNase complex); nucleolus; nuclear exosome (RNase complex). The transcript has a single exon. Bases 2 to 835 code for a protein of 277 amino acids. NCBI's taxonomy places the organism in Eukaryota, Metazoa, Chordata, Aves, Galliformes, Phasianidae. The record is from RefSeq and is a predicted model, not a curated record. Gene Ontology annotation, biological process: rRNA catabolic process; poly(A)-dependent snoRNA 3'-end processing; U4 snRNA 3'-end processing.